This is a messenger RNA of Purpureocillium lilacinum, 615 nucleotides long. Lineage: Eukaryota; Fungi; Ascomycota; Sordariomycetes; Hypocreales; Ophiocordycipitaceae. The record is from RefSeq and is a predicted model, not a curated record.
AUGCCUGUUCCACUUGCCGUACCUGUCCCCGACCGGGAGGGCAAGACUGAUGCUGCGAUGACAUUUGUCUACUCUGACACAGACAUCCACGUCCUUGUCUCUAACACCUUGCACAAGAGGACCGUGAGACACAUUGCAGAGAACUUCAGCCGUCGCAUGAAUGAGCCCGUCAUAGUGUUCCUUGACGCUAUUCAUCAGAAGUACCGCCUGGUCACUUGGGGCGAGGGAUGCACUCUUGACCCUGAGAACAUGGGAGCGUUCGUCCUUCAUUGCGACAUGUCUGAACGGGAGGCGACCCAGCCUGCACCCACUGCGACUCCUUCUCCUACCAAGGAGGAGCGCAUCCCGCGUCCUUGCAAUAGCUGGAUCCUGUAUCGAGGACACCACGCGGUGCAGCUGAAGAUCCAGAACCCGCGAUUCACCGCAGCCCAGCUUUCGACCAGGAUCUCCACCAUGUGGAAGGCCGAGCCGGCCAGCGAGAAAGCCAUCUGGCAGCAAAAGGCCAAGGAAGCAGAUCGCCUCCACAAGGAAAAAUACCCAGACUACAAGUACACCACCUCGAAGCGAGCGAAAAAGCGCCGCGUUGGUGGAGCUGUCUGGGCCGGACCCAACUGA